UCGUCCGUCAUUUAGUCAUCAACCGCCGAGUUGAAGAGAGUUCGCACCGAUCUCGCGCUCGCCCGUGAUUUUGUAGUGAUUUGUGAUAUUCGUUAGUGUUAAUCGUGCAGACCAUGCUGCCCCUGCUAGCCUUUGCCUUAAACGCGAAAAUUUUCCCACAGAGUCACAGCGGCAGCAGGUCACAUAACUGGAGCUGGAACUGCAGCAGCAGUAGGCGCCUUCUGCUCUUGAUAAUGACCCUGGCUGCCCUAAUGCCACUGCCACAGGCCCGCCACCUGCACGACCAGGUAGCUCUGGAUUACGCCUAUGACGAAGAUGCCUCCGGCUUAGCCCGAUCAGCGGCCGCCUCCAUCACUUCCUCCUCCUCCUCAUCAUCUUCAGCGGCAGAGAGUCUGCCGGCGUGGAAUGUCAACCCCUUCCACGGACUGGAGGCCAGCUUCGGUGAGGGCAGCUACGAUAAUGAUGUGAGCCUGAGCGAGAGCAGCUACGAGGAGAUCGCCCAAGUGGCCAUGAGGGCCGCCCGGCGGGAACUUCGCCGACAACGCACCCGCCACGCGCGCAGCCACAGCCUGCGUCUCUUCUCCAGCACCCCACAGGCGCCCGAAUGGGAGAACCCUUGCGGGGGCAUCUAUCAGCCGGACGAGAGCCUGCCCGCCGAGGCGGACAGCUCCAGCCAGGGACGAGUGAUCAAGAGAAAGCACCUGGUCGCCUUGCGGAACAUCACCAUGAGCGAGUACCAAUUCAUCCGCAGCAGCGCCAAACUGGAGUACGGCAACUACCAGCACUGGCAGCGCGAGUACAAGUUCCUGCCAAACAUGACGCGGCCCACAAAUGCGGUGAAGCUGAAGACCUGGUACCGCAACAUGCAGACCUUCGUGGGCAGCUUUUCGUACCUGGGGCGGGCACAGUACAAGUACCGCAAGGAGCAUCAGCAGAACCUCAACGCCGUCACACACGAGCUGCAUGAUCUGCUGGUCAGCGCGCGCAGCAUGCUCUGCGAGAUCGAAACGACCAUCAACGCCUCCUACCCGAACAGCAACGGGGCGAAACUGAGCCGCGUCAGCCGGGCGGCGAUGCUGGAGCGAUUGCGAUUCCAUACGCCCCCCGACGGGAGCCAGGAGGCGGACGAGAGAGACCUCAAGGUCAGCAAGGAGCUCUACAUCCAGUACCUUGACAACGUAUGGAAGACACUUCGCCGGGCCCUGCGAAAGCAGCACCGCAACAGCCAGGAGCGGCGCCAACAAGUGGGAGCUGGAGCGGCGUCGGGUGUCGGAGCCGGACCUGGAGCAGGUUCUCUGCGGCAUUCCAGUUUUGAAAGCAUCGAGCUUGGUUCCUCCAAUGCGGCCAUGGUCAACGGAUCUGACUGCGUCGGCAGUGGGUCGGUAGAAUGCUGAGCCUGAACCAUAGUCACGCUUAAUCCUGCUUCAGCCCCAACCCCAGCCCAAGUCCCAGUCCCGCCCUGUGCGCCUCCUCCAGUAUUAGAGCCAAGCGAAUGCUGUGCACAGUCUGUAGUUCGUAGUACCUCCUUUUGUUGUUCCAGCUGCAGCAUUCCAAGCCGCUUCUAAGCCAAAAACACACAAAGAGAGACACACAAACCGAAAGAGAAAGAUAAUGAGAAAGAGAUAGAGAUAUAAGUCGCUACGUAUAGAAAAAGAAUGACACAGGGAGAGAGAAGAAUUUUGUCGAAUGCCAUUUUAGAAUUUUACUUAGCAUUUAUUAUAACUUAUUUAUUGAGCAAAAUCCAUGCCACGAGCUUUCCAAACUCGUAUUCCUAGUAUUAUCAUCUCCAUUCCGCCUUUGCCAUCCCAUCGAAAACCAUUCGUCACUAUUUAUUUCCCAUUGGAAGUACUCCUUAGUAUUUUCGUAUUCGUAUUUUUUUGUUCUAUUUUUAAUAAUUUAUUUAUUUAUUUAUUAUAUUUAUAUUUAUUAAUGAGCCGCGAGUGCCCCUCGCCACUCCCCGUAACAAAGAAAACCAACAACAAACAAAAAAAUGCUUAAAUCUACUGUGAUUUAUUUUAAGUAAUUUUUUUGAAUAGUUCUUAGUGAAUGAUGAAUAAAUCUUGUAAAUGAAAAUAAGAAUCCAGCGACAGAGGUGAUGUGCCGUUGUCCCUGGCUGGUUAUUGAAUCGCCAUGAAAUCUCUGUGAAAUAAAAACUGAGCAAAGAAA
This is a messenger RNA of Drosophila miranda, 2166 nucleotides long. RefSeq lists its product as uncharacterized. NCBI's taxonomy places the organism in Eukaryota, Metazoa, Arthropoda, Insecta, Diptera, Drosophilidae. The transcript is spliced from 4 exons. Gene Ontology annotation, biological process: embryonic development via the syncytial blastoderm; cell surface receptor signaling pathway via JAK-STAT. The coding region runs from base 114 to 1394 and encodes 426 amino acids. The record is from RefSeq and is a predicted model, not a curated record.